Molecule: messenger RNA, 544 nt
Organism: Arabidopsis thaliana (thale cress)
Lineage: Eukaryota; Viridiplantae; Streptophyta; Magnoliopsida; Brassicales; Brassicaceae
Product: Bifunctional inhibitor/lipid-transfer protein/seed storage 2S albumin superfamily protein
Exons: 1
Coding region: 53-337 (94 amino acids)
Biological process (GO): lipid transport
Source: RefSeq, marked reviewed
ACUGAAAACAGAACAAACACAAACACAAACAGAGAAUCAACGAAGAAGAAAAAUGGUGAAGGUGAUGUGGGUUUCCGUUUUAGCUCUGGCGGCGGCGAUUCUCCUUUUGACGGUCCCGGUGGCAGAAGGGGUGACGUGCUCGCCUAUGCAGCUGGCUUCAUGUGCGGCGGCGAUGACGUCAUCGUCGCCGCCAUCGGAGGCGUGUUGCACAAAGCUGAGAGAGCAGCAGCCAUGCCUUUGUGGGUACAUGAGGAACCCUACCCUCCGCCAAUACGUUAGCUCCCCUAACGCAAGGAAAGUCUCCAACAGUUGCAAGAUUCCUUCCCCAAGCUGUUAAGGAAAUGUUAAUCAUGAUUAAUUAGUGACAAGUUUCGCUGAUUAUAGUGGUUAAUGCUGGUCUUAUCUUCGUCACUACUAUUUAGAAUAAUAAAUGAAGUGAUGAUGAUUGAUGAUUGAUGAUUGAUGAUUAUCAUCAUCAUGCUUGAAUGUUAUGUUUUCUAUCUUAUAAAAUAUGAAAUAUACUUUAGAAAUAUGUUUCGUCGGA